Messenger RNA from Opisthorchis viverrini, 2209 nucleotides. RefSeq lists its product as hypothetical. Gene Ontology annotation, molecular function: DNA polymerase binding; DNA binding. Gene Ontology annotation, cellular component: nucleus. Lineage: Eukaryota; Metazoa; Platyhelminthes; Trematoda; Opisthorchiida; Opisthorchiidae. The transcript is spliced from 13 exons. Gene Ontology annotation, biological process: regulation of DNA-templated DNA replication initiation; DNA replication preinitiation complex assembly; mitotic cell cycle. The record is from RefSeq and is a predicted model, not a curated record. The coding region runs from base 1 to 2043 and encodes 680 amino acids.
AUGUCGCAGAUACAACUAGACCGAUUUUAUACAGUGACUAGGAGCGGAAAAACGCCAGCCAGCCAGAAGCGCACUUAUGAACAGGAUCUCACAACAAGAUCAACAACUGAUACAAAUCCUUCCAAACGUCCCGCCCACAUCAGAUUUGCAAACCUAGCCACUGAUCAGAUGUGUGUUCCUGUCACGACCUUUCACUCCCCACGCCGUCCUGGUAAAGUUGCACGAACGGCACAGACCCCGCAGACAAGUCAGAGUUUGGAUGUUUGUGAUCAGCAGACUACCAAAAGACUCGUUGAACCGCGGGACAAUGGUCGUACUUCCAAAAAAACCAGGUCACCUGCAGUCCGAACACCAAAGUCAACAGCCAGAAAAGCAGCUACUAAACCCGAUGCCUCUUCCAUCUCGAGUUUCCUGCAUUCCGGCGGAAAACCUACUCAGGAAGCUCCUCACAGCGUAAAGAAUAACGAAUCCUGUGCUCUGCGGACUCCAAAAACUACAACAAGAAGAGCGCAAGCGAAAGUGGUGCACAACAAUCAUGUGGCUGAACCUCACGGGAAUACGGUGGUUGCAAGCUCGUCAGUGAUUACAAGCAAACCUUCUCCAGCGCCUGCGCUUGUACCUUCUACGUCCACUUGUGCGGUAGUCCAGCGUGUACCAGCCCACGAGCGCUUCGCCGAUUUGGUUAACGAUAAUGAGCAGGUGGACCAGGUACCUAAUGGAAGCCUUACGCCUUCCCGACUUCCCAUCAGCAGCUUAGCUACUGAUCUGGAACUUACUCAAACAACAGAGGAACUACCCCCCGGUUUGACUCUGCCCCAUCACCUUCGCUUGUUGCUUGAGCUGUUCCGCAGUUGUGACACAGUGGUCAGCAUGUUGCAUAACCGCCUAGAGAUGUGUUCUUUCGACAAACUCAAACCAGCCGUCCAAGAGGUCGUCCGCAGGAAUUUCGAAGAGUCCCAUAUCGGUCAGUUCCUCGCGGUCUAUCCUAUGGUCUAUGUGUUACGUUACGAUAAACAGCUGGACAAAUAUUUACGUCGACCGACCGGUAACCAUGUACUGGUUUUGGUGCCCAAUCUUCGGACAGAUGGUACGCAACUCGGGCAUGACUCUCCGUCCAAAGGACAUAUAAUCUUCACCGGUACGCGAUUGAUUCAAAGACGCAAGCGCUUCCAUCGUCUACUUCUCGGUCACGUGUUUCGGGCUCAUCGGGAAUUUUUGCAAUCCAAGUUGGGGAUCGAUGCCUCUCAGCUUCCUGACGACAAAGAGUUGAGACGGUGGCAUCCUCGCUUCUGCCUUGACACGAUGGUACCGCUCAUCCAACCUGCACCUCUUCCUGUUCGACCGUCGGCAAUGGACAGCAAGAUCACCACGGCAAAAGAUGCUGUAAAGGCUUUUCAGGCUCGUUCAUUGUUUCGCGAUGCCGAUGUCUGUCAGAAUGUAGCCAACUUGAGGUACCAGGAAUGUUUGCCCCCUAUUCCAAGUCCCACAAAGCUGAGUGCUUGUUCGCCCCGUAAGCCUCCACUCUCGGUUCAGCAGUGUGCUGGAAGGGUGGGUUCUCAAACCUUGCCGUCAAUUGCCUUAUUCAAAUCCUCGUCGUCAGUGGAUCAGGCAGCCACUCCUCCACAGGUGGCAAACAACCUUAAGGGUGUGUCGGAAGCACUAUUGGCCAAAGUUCGUGCGCGGGAGAAUGAGCGGCGGUUGCUCACUAUGCUUGCUAUGAACACGAUACCCGAAUCCCGUCGGGCGAUCUAUGCCCGAUUACCCAGUAUGAUCACCCAAGUGUGGACUGUCAUGCGACCUUUCAACGGACGUCCUGUUCCAAUGACUACGGUGGCUUCUCGCGUUGCCGACGCGCAUCCGAGUGGAUUAUCUGCUGAUGCAGUUAAUGAACACCUGAAGGUCCUUCUCGAGGUAUGUCCAACAUGGCUGCAAAAAGUGAACUGGUCCGUUCCACACCUGUGUAUGUCGGAUCCGAGUCGAAGUGUAAAAGAUGUCAUCGAUUGGGUGAAGAUUAAGUUGGCAGAUGAGGGAUUCCAGUUUUAGCCGACUUCCUCAACGAACUGUGCCCCUUUUCUGACCCCAAUUUUUUCGUGAUCUCUGUAUUUGUGUUCCCUAUUUCCUAUCUAUCGGUUGCCAGAUGUGAGUAAUGUCGUGUACUUUUUUCUCAAGCCCUUCCCCUCUGCAGCUGCUUCAUGUGUUUGUAUCUCCA